Molecule: messenger RNA, 318 nt
Organism: Purpureocillium takamizusanense
Lineage: Eukaryota; Fungi; Ascomycota; Sordariomycetes; Hypocreales; Ophiocordycipitaceae
Exons: 3
Coding region: 1-318 (105 amino acids)
Source: RefSeq, a predicted model, not a curated record
AUGUCACCUACUACUGCAGAGGAUGUCGAGAGUUGGAAGCAAGGGAAUGAUGAGGUUACCGACUUGGCUCAGGCAUAUCGAGAUCUUGCCAGAGGUGAACAAGCCGCUGCAGCGCUCGAGGCGAGCCUAACGACGCUCGAGAGCAAGCUCGACGCCAUGUUGGACGCCCUCGACGACAAGACCGGCGCUUCGUCUCCGGCAGCCGAUGGGAAGGCCCCGACCACUGACGCCAACAGUGAAGACAAACCUCAAACCAGUAGUAGGCUUGGUAACGAAGCCUCAGCCGCAGAAGGCUCCGACAAGAGGACUACUGAAUGA